AUGACAGGUCCAAAUUGCAUGGAUGAAAAUGACUGUGGAAACUUCUUUGAUCAAAUUGAUGACUUGAUUGAGUUCCCCCCAGACAAUGAGUAUGGUGAUGAUAGCCUGGUUGAAUCAGGCGAUUGCAAGGAUUCUGCGAGCAUUUGGAAUGAUCCCUUGCCUGAUUCCGACCCUCCUUUCUUCAAUAGCAAAUGCAAUUCUGUGUCUGAUCUAUCUGCCGAGCUCUCUGUUCCGUACGAGGAUAUCAUACAACUGGAAUGGCUUUCUACAUUUGUGGAGGAUUCGUUCUCUGGCGCGGGGAUGACUCUAGGAAAGGAGAACCUUCAUGUUGACAAGGAGCCAUCCCACCAGCAUUUCCAGACCUCCAGUCCUGUUUCGGUGCUUGAGAGCCUCAGCACCAGCAGUAGCAGUUCCUGCUCAGUUGGGAAGAUUAUGCCUCUUGGCCAAAGUCACCUUGGUCCACAUAGUGCCCCGAGCAAACGUCCACGCCCUCCAACUUUCAAUCCCCAAGCAGAGAUUCAACUUAUUUCCCCUUCAAACUCCUUUAUAGAGACCCCGCAGCUGUUUGCCACUCCUGUCGUUUCCUCAGAUUCUGAAAAUUUUGCAGAAUCUCAACCUAUGGAAAAGGUUAUGAAACCGAUUCGAGCAGAACAAAAGAAGAAAAAGAAAAUUAAAUCAUUUGUGCCCGUUGGUCCGUUGGAAGUGAAUCGGAACCCUCCAGCACAAGCAGUUAGGAAAUGCAUGCAUUGCGAGAUUACAAAGACUCCACAGUGGAGGGCUGGCCCGAUGGGUCCAAAAUCUCUAUGCAAUGCUUGUGGUGUUCGCUACAAGGUGCUUAGUUCACCAUUGCGCAGUGACGAACUAAGUGUUGCUACUAAGAUCAGCGGCACUCAAGGUGCUGCAACUCGGAUAAGUCACGCUCUGAGCGUCACUGUAGUCGGAGCAUCGACGAUCUGA
Molecule: messenger RNA, 957 nt
Organism: Fraxinus pennsylvanica
Lineage: Eukaryota; Viridiplantae; Streptophyta; Magnoliopsida; Lamiales; Oleaceae
Source: the annotation of a GenBank genome assembly